CUCUAUCACGUGGCGGCCGAUGACCCACUUCUGUCCUUGGCUGUCCCAUUGCACCUGACACCCCGGCGGUUGUAAUUCUCAGAAGUCUUGGAAAGCGUGUGAACGGCAAAAUCAUGACUGAUGCGUUCAAAAACUGCAAAAGUGUAAUGAUAACGGGAGCCAGUCGAGGCCUCGGUUUACAAAUGGUGGAGACCCUGGUGACAGGAAACAGCUCUCCGGGAAAAAUAAUAGCCACUGCCCGUAAUCCUCCCGGAGCCAAGGAAUUGCAGAGUUUGGCAGGGAAAUAUCCCCAAAUACAUAUCAUAACACUUGACGUCAUUAACCAGCAGAGUAUCGAGAGCGCUGCCAAGGAGGUGGAGCAGCUGGUCCAGGAGGAUGGACUCAACUGCCUCAUCAAUAACGCCGGCAUCAACGUGGUGGCCAACUUUGAGACGGUCACUGCAGAGCAGAUGCUUGAGAACUUUCACACCAACUCGGUGGCCCCAUUGAUGAUCACCAAGGCAUUCCUACCCCUGUUGCGGCGUGCAGCUGCCAGGGGUUCUGGUAUGGGUAUCCACCGUGCGGCAGUCAUCAACAUCACCUCCCUACUGGGCUCUGUAGAGCUCUACUGGGGCGACCGAGCCGACACCUUCAAGUGGUACCCCUACAGGACAUCCAAGAGUGCUCUGAACAUGGUGACGCGCUGCAUGGCUGUGGACCUGCAUCAUGAGGGCAUCUUAGUUAUGGCGCUGCAUCCCGGCUGGGUCCGCACAGACAUGGGGGGGCAAGAGGCCCCGCUGAGCACAGAGGAGAGCAUCUCGAGUGUCUUGUCUGUGAUUGGAGAGCUGACUGAAGAGCAUCAUGGAUCAUUUCUGCACUACACAGGAGAGCCGUUACCAUGGUGAUCUAAAAACAGGGUGUUUAUCAUUUGCAUUCAUUAUUAUUUAUUAUUUAUUGUUUGGCUGUUGAAGUUGUAUGCAUAGUUGCGAGUGUAUAAAAGUGUUGAUGGUUUGAUCUGGAUCAGAUCAGUGUGAGAGUUCUUGGGGGAAGAAGGAGAUAGUAGAUGUAUCGGUAUGAAUCCAGUGAGACACUUAAUCAUGUUUUCAUAACUUAAUCAUGUCUUCUCAAAUGACAACGAGUGCACUGUUUAAAAUGUUGGAAAUGAGAAAACAAAAUGAUACAAAAUAUUAUGCAAUAUGUUGUGCAAUAAUGUAAAUGUGUUAUGAACUUCUGUGUGGACACUGUUAAACUGAGUGUUAGUGUUGAAAGGAAAAUGUUAAAAAGCCUUUGAACAUAAAGAGACAUCUCCUUGUGGAGAGUUGAGCCAAAGACAGGCCAGCAGGAAAGGUUCUUAGCGAAGGCAGGCUUCAGUGCAGCUAUAAAGUUGUACGUUGUCAGUAUUAAAACCAUGUUUAUUUUUAUUUGAGCUAAUGUUGCUGAACAAUAAAGCACUUU
Molecule: messenger RNA, 1434 nt
Organism: Engraulis encrasicolus (European anchovy)
Lineage: Eukaryota; Metazoa; Chordata; Actinopteri; Clupeiformes; Engraulidae
Exons: 6
Coding region: 114-884 (256 amino acids)
Cellular component (GO): cytoplasm
Molecular function (GO): oxidoreductase activity
Source: RefSeq, a predicted model, not a curated record